AUGUCGGGUCAACCGUCGGGGGGGAUGGAACGAUACGAGCCGCGGCAUUCGAUGCCGGCUACCAUGUCGAAUAUACAUGAGCCUCCAACAGGAAAGAAUGGCCGUCGGAUCUCUGGCUUAGGUUACAUCCGUGAAAGUGGAACAGUUCAUCAGAAGCGAUCCAUGUCACACCACACAAAGUCCAAUGAAGCGAAUUAUGCGCUCAGCAUGGACUGGAGCUCACCAGAGCUACGUUCAGAUCCAUUCUGGUCUCACCGAUAUCCUGUCGCCGGUCCUUUGUACGGUUUUACACCUGUAGAUACAAUCAAGGCCAACAGCAGCUUGCGCGUACCAACUUUGCACCGCGAUACAAACGUAUAUUCUCUGCCACGCUGCGAUCGCUAUGAAUCAUAUGCCCUCGGUCACUCCAUGUCUCCAAGCUCGCCACCAUCUAGUAACUCUCCUUUGUUGUCUGAAUCAGUUGCUACGACUACAUCGUCGACGGAAACAUCUCAGGCUCACCAUUUUCACCCAAUGCAUGAUCCAUUCGACAUGUCUCCCCUCUUGCAGUCUAUACCGACCACAUCCCCCUCGCUGACCAAGUCACCGACUACACAAAGGCGAUCACAAAGGUUGCGGACUUAUGGAAUAACGGAUGAUAUUAUUCGACGCAGUCAUUCAAGGUCCUUUUCAAGCGAUGAACACGCUUCACCCUCUGUGCACGGAGGGUUAGAUCGAUGGUUCCCGGGUCUGAUGUAUGCAUUUGAUACACAAGAAUCGCCAAAUACCGCAACGAGGAGCGAGAACGAAGAAUCAGAGCUUGGCCCUGAUGAUUCAGUGGACAAUUUUGCUAUUCCUAUUGCCAAGCCCCACUCACCGCCACUGCGCUCUCUACAACUUGUGUCGAAGUACUUUGGCGAAGAGCUAGAGGAGGACUCGCUCGUAUCCAUGCAUGCUGUGCAUGAUGACGGCCGGCCUGUAUCACCAGGUGAAAUGCAUGGACUAGGUGUAUCUUUCUCGCAUCCCUUGUCGCGGGAUAUGCCAACACAAACGCCCCAGCAAAAUGCGUCUCGUCUGCGCCCCCUGCAUCUGGCCGAGAGAUACGGCCUCGAAGGAUCGCCUCCGCUGCGUGAAUGCAGUGAAAAUGAAGAUGAGAGUACGGACAGCUUGUCUCCGUCUGGUCCACACACUCGUGUGCCCUUCUCUGUUUUACAUCCCCCUGCAGAAAAGAGCACGCCGGAUCCUGACGCCGUCCGUCUGUACUGGUUCGGAUUUCUAGGUAUGCCUUGGCUUUGGUUGCUUGGUAGCUGGUGCAUCGACGAUCAUGGCGUGCUCCUCUCACCCUGGUCACCACCCUCCUUUAUAUCGUACCGUGCCGGGCUUCAUCCAUAUGGCCCGCCUUUCGCGUUGUCUAUGCAUGCACACAGCCAGUUUCUGCAGCGGCGUGUCCAACAGACAACCCAAGUCCCACAUAUGAUUACGCAAGAGCCGCACGUCUUUGGUGAAGAUCACCGCGGUGUUCGGUUUUUGUCGCAAUACCCGCCUGACUCCGUCCCGCUCCAGAAGCUUUAUCAGUGGCAACAUACGGAGAGCUUUGUGCUCCUGAAUCGAAUGGCAGCAGUGCUAUCCUCUUUUGCACUGUUUGCUUGCUGGACAAACGGUGUGUGGCCCAUCAUGGCCCAUUUUUGA
Messenger RNA from Malassezia restricta, 1668 nucleotides. RefSeq lists its product as uncharacterized. NCBI's taxonomy places the organism in Eukaryota, Fungi, Basidiomycota, Malasseziomycetes, Malasseziales, Malasseziaceae. The transcript has a single exon. The record is from RefSeq and is a predicted model, not a curated record. The coding region runs from base 1 to 1668 and encodes 555 amino acids.